Messenger RNA from Ziziphus jujuba (common jujube), 1387 nucleotides. RefSeq names its product WAT1-related protein At4g28040-like. Gene Ontology annotation, molecular function: transmembrane transporter activity. The record is from RefSeq and is a predicted model, not a curated record. Bases 65 to 1312 code for a protein of 415 amino acids. The transcript has 8 exons. Lineage: Eukaryota; Viridiplantae; Streptophyta; Magnoliopsida; Rosales; Rhamnaceae. Gene Ontology annotation, cellular component: plasma membrane.
ACCAAAAUAGCUAGAAAAUAACAAGCAAACAAAUCAAAUCAAAUUAACAAAGACAAAGACGAGGAUGCAUUAUUCAGACAAUCAUAUUAUAUAUACAUAUGUUAUCUUUAAGAAUAACUCCAACUUGAAGUCCCAUCACUUCCACUGCUCAACUCUUUGGUUUCCUCACAAGGUGAAGAUGAGCAGGUGGGAUGGGUACAAGCCUGCAAUGGCUAUGAUUGGGUUGCAAUGCAUCUAUGCAGGGCUUGCUCUUUUCACUAGAGCUGCUCUUUUACAAGGAAUGAGCCCCAGGGUUUUCGUGGUCUACAGGCAAGCUCUAGGCACCAUUACCAUGACUCCAGUAGCUUGUUACUCUAGAUGGAGAGAUCCACGUAGAAGACCAUUUGGAUUGAGGAGCUUUUAUCUGAUAUUUGUGAGCUCUCUUAUUGGAGUAACAGGCAACCAAAAUGCCUAUUUUGAAGGCUUAUUCUUAUCCUCUUCAACAAUAGCCACUGCAAUGACUAAUCUGAUGCCUGCAAUCACAUUUGUAAUGGCAGCCACAGCAGGAAUGGAGAAAGUUAAUCCAAGAAGCUUCAGUAGUAUUGCCAAGAUAAUAGGGACAGUGUUAUGUGUUGGUGGAGCCGUUUCCAUGGCACUACUUAAAGGACCAAAGUUAUUAAAUACACAGUUUCUACCAUCAGAUUCUCUGUUUGGCAAUGGAGGUGAGAAUUUGCAGCUGGGUUGUCUGUUUCUUUUUGGUAGCAGCUGUUUCUGGUCCUUUUGGAUUAUUAUGCAGGUAGAAAUUUCAGAAAGCUGUCCUGACCACUUUUACUCAUCGAUUUGGAUAUGUUUUCUGUCAUCCUUUCAAUCAGCAAUAUUUGCAGUGUUCAUAGACCAUGACUUUGAAGCAUGGCAACUGAAUUCAGUCCUUGAAAUUGGGAGUUGUAUCUAUGCAGGACUCGCUACCGCGGUGACAUUUUAUGUUCAAGCAUGGUGCAUAUCGAAAAGAGGUCCGCUCUUCUGUGCAAUGUUCAACCCUCUUUGCACUGUCAUUACAACCAUUAUAGCUGCUUGUUUUCUACAUGAGAAUUUAUAUGUUGAAAGCUUAGUAGGAGCUUUUGCUGUGAUAGUUGGUUUAUAUGUUGUGCUAUGGGGUAAAGCAAAAGACCUCGAAGAUAGCAAACGUGACACAAAUCCAACGCUGCCAUGUCAAGAAGAGAUAAAAAAUAUACAUGUCUUGGUUGAUGAAUCUUCAGACAAAACAAAUGGUAAAAUUGAUUUGGAAGAACGACUUUUGGCUCAUCAAUCAAAUCAAACAACUCUUGCAGAUUGAUGAAUAAUAAGUGGAAAUUUGUUCCCAAUUACUUGCACAAUAAUGAAGAAGUGAAUAGGAUCAAAACCAACUAAA